Messenger RNA from Hydractinia symbiolongicarpus, 3317 nucleotides. RefSeq names its product putative ankyrin repeat protein RF_0381. Lineage: Eukaryota; Metazoa; Cnidaria; Hydrozoa; Anthoathecata; Hydractiniidae. Gene Ontology annotation, molecular function: protein binding. The transcript has a single exon. The record is from RefSeq and is a predicted model, not a curated record. Bases 644 to 3256 code for a protein of 870 amino acids. Gene Ontology annotation, cellular component: ciliary inversin compartment. Gene Ontology annotation, biological process: protein localization to ciliary inversin compartment.
GAGGGCGUUAAAUCGGUUAUUUACAUCUCUACAUGAUACGCUCCUCCGGUUACCAUUAUUACAACUUGUGCAGUAUACAAGACACUUCUCUUUGUGGUGGACUAAACAAGAGAUGCUGGGAACGAAGAAGCCUCAGUGUUUUUUAAUACCACAAGAAAAAAAUAUAGAAACAUGUGUUUUUUAUCUUACAGUCGUAAUAAUUUUGAGGUUGUUCUGAUAUAUAAUCUUGAAUGAAGUAAAAUUUAAAAUUUAUAAAGUCAUAGAAAAUUAAUUGAAAAAAUUUUUUUAUAAAAAAUUAACCAAGGAUUUAAAUAUAGAACACCAUGGCAAAAAUUAUUUUAAGUAUUCACUGGAACAAAACAAAACAAAAAGGAUGAAUGAAUUGAAAGAAGGAUAUCAAACAAGAAUAUAGUGGAAGAAGAAGCAGAUCCAACAGAAUGUCAAAAUAAAAAAGUCACUGAACAUGAUGUGUUGUUGAGUAAAUGUUAUACAAGCACUGAGAACUUCCACACUGUGUUGUUGUAAAAGAGAUUUGGAAAAGCGCGCAAAAUCAUUUUAAUUUGGUAUUCUAGUGACGUAUCCCGGAGGAAGAAACAAAGUUAAGUAAAAUUGGAAGUUGUUUUCGGUUGUACUUCGAGAAAAUAUGAAACAAAGCAAAAGAAGUAAAAGAUACAGAAAACAAAUUGAUGUGAAAGAAGAUGAUUAUGAAGAAAAUCACUCUCAAAAUAACGCUGACCAUGUGAUGACAAAACACAGAGUGAUUAGCCACUACCACAACCCGUCAUUCAACCACCACCAGAACGCCAGAAGUGAAAGCAAGGACAACAUAAAUGCAAAGCGGCAUUAUUCCACCCAACAACCGCGCAGUCACCGUCAUCACCAUCACCAUCAUCAUCAUCUCAGAAAAGCAAGUACCCAGCAUGAUCAUGCACACCAUCACCAUCAUCACCGGUACGAUGUAAAUAACAACAACAACAACAACGACAACAACAACAACGACAACAACAAUAACAACAACGAUAAUAAUAAAAACAACAACAUUCUCACCUCCAAGGCAACUGUCGAAGAAGCAAAGCCGAGUAAGCACGCGAAAAAAGUUCAAAAAGAAACGUUUCACCGCUCUGUAAAACAACCAAAACGCGAACAACACACGGUAAAUUCACACAGGAGUCAACAUGCGUCGUCGCAAGAUGAAACACGCGGGGAACACAUAUCGCACUCGCCUGAAGAGCUAUGUCAACCUCAUGUUCAAGUUAUUAGUUCAAGUCUAAGCAAUAUUAAGGAAAUAAACAUAGACAAUAAAACAGACGAAACGAAUAAUGAACCGCACACAGAGCGAGUCAAAUUACGAAAGAAACACGAGAAACGAAAUACGCCGAGAAAUAGCGAUGGUAAAAUUCGUAAAAGAUUACCACCCCUUGCCUUUCCUGAAUAUAAUAUUUCAAGUGCGGAAAAACGUUUGUCUCUCCAAGAACCUAAAAGCGCGCGAACUAAGAAAGUUCAUAGAAGUACAACACUGUAUUGGGAAGAACUACCAAAGGGGCACACAAGUGCCGACAAUAUCAUUUAUGCUGUCGGAAAAGAAGCGCAAAUACAAAGUCGAUACACUGAAACAAUUAUUCACAGUGCUUCAACGAAUGGCCAGUUAGAUAUCGUGAAGUUUUAUGUCGAGAAAAACAAAUAUUUGAAUGAACAAAAUGGCUACCUAAACACUGCUUUACACUGCGCUACGUUCCAUAAACAUUUGGAUAUUAUUGAUGUGUUGUUAGAGAGUGAAGCAGAGAUGAAUUUACAAAAUGUUGAAGGAGAUACAGUGCUUCACCUCGCCGUCGAUAAAGAACUAACAGAAGUUGUGAGGAGAUUUCUUGAACGAGGUUGCAACGUGAAUUUGCAAAAUGAGAACGGAGAAACACCAUUACACAUUGCCGUCCACCGUAAAAAUGUCGACGUCGUUAAGCUGUUACUUCAAAAUGGCGCAGAUAUGACAAUAACAAAUCACCAUGGUAACACAGCGCUUCAUAGUUCUGUACAUUUUUUUGCGUUGAUGGAAACUAUUAAUACACUUGUGGACGCACUUACGAAACAAGAAAAGGAAAAACAUGGAUGCACUCACGACGAAGAAUAUAGUAGUACGCAAAAUAAAGAAAUUGAUUUUUUUGAUGAAACAGACGGCUGUCGGAAUGCAAACUUAAAUUUUCAAGUAGAAGACACUAACAUGAUAGAAAGACCUGUUUUGACAAUAGAAGAUGACAAAGAAAUAGUGCAUAAGCACAGUGGAGAACAACAAAUCAAAAACAAGAAUGAAGAAGAGCUGAAUAUGAUAAACCUGACAAAUGCGAGUGGAGACACUGUACUACACAGAGCAGCUAAGUACUGCACAAGUGAAAUAAUUGAAAGCAUUCUUCAAUCAGAACAGAUUGAUUUGUUGCAAAAGAAUAAAAAAGGCAACACCGCUCUUCAUUGUGCAGCUACGCUCCCUAACGUGGAAACUGUGAAACUGCUUGUAAAUAGAGACAAACGUUUGCUCGAUGUUACAAACGGGUUGGGUAACACAGCUUUGCAUUGCGCGAUUGAAAGAGGUCAUGUUGAAACAGUUCAAUUUUUGUUGGGUUCAGCAGCAAGAAGUGAUAUCAAAAACUAUGCUGGUAACACAGCAGUUCAUGCCGCUAUUCUCAACGAGCAACACACAAUACUUAAUGUCCUUUUUCAACACGAUGCUAGAUUGGAUGCAGCAAAUUGUGAAAAUGAAUUACCAAUACAUACUGCAUUCAAGAAAAGAAAUGUUGAUAUAUUUAAAUGCGUACUCGGUAAAAGCAAAAAUUAUAUCAACGACUUCUACAAUCAAGACGGCACUUUACUUCACAUGACGUUUAAGAAUACUUUUACUGCCGAUAAAAAUGACGUCUUUCUUGAAAUGUUGAUUCAUAAUUUCGCUGACGUUAACAUCCAAGACAACGACGGCAACACACCACUGCAUCUGGCGAUAAAAAAACGUCGAAAAAAAGCGAGCGAACUUCUUGUUAUGGUUGAUGGGGUAAAUUUAGAAGUAAGAAACAACGAGGGACAUACCGCUCUCCAUCUUCUUGCGCAAUUUAAUGAAAUAGAUUUAUUCAGUAAAAUGAGGAUAACAAAAAAAGAAUUGGACGUUACCAACAACAACGGAGAGACAGCUUUGAACAUUGCUAUCAGACACAACUAUAGUGAUUUAUCUAUCUUGCUUUUAAAGAUAGCCUGGGACCUAGAUUUUAGUCUGUAGAAAGACUGACAUAUGUGUAAAAUAAUUAUAUCAUCAGCUUUUUUAAACAAGAAAGAACAUU